This is a messenger RNA of Arvicanthis niloticus (Nile rat), 4708 nucleotides long. RefSeq names its product doublecortin domain containing 1 (gene Dcdc1). The record is from RefSeq and is a predicted model, not a curated record. Gene Ontology annotation, cellular component: midbody. Lineage: Eukaryota; Metazoa; Chordata; Mammalia; Rodentia; Muridae. Gene Ontology annotation, biological process: regulation of mitotic cytokinesis; intracellular signal transduction. Gene Ontology annotation, molecular function: microtubule binding.
CAGUAAGAGCCUACAUAAGAAAAAAGCAACAUAGUACACUAGGUGUGAUAUAAAUCUCAAGGCUUAUCCCCAGUUUGCCCUGACUUACCUGGAAGACUUAACUGCUCCAGUGAAUGUGAGCCAGACAGAGGACAACAUUCCCCACGAAGCCUGGACCACUGCUCAUCAAGAACAUUGUGUGGAAGAGAGUUUGCAGAAGCACAUCAACAGUCCUUUACUGAAGCAGCUGCCAGAAACCUCAGACACUUAUGUCAUCGUGCCAGAAAGCUCACUUGAGGAGACAGAGAGCCUGUCAGUGCUGCUGCUGAGGAAACUGGAAGGGAAACAUCCCAGGGCUCCUUCUCAGAGGAAUUCGACUGGCCAAUAGAAGGCCUGCUCUCCCAUGAAGAGGCCAGUAAGUAAGACACCAGAGCAGCGUGUCCCUGUACGACUCCGAGUUUUAAGGAAUGGAGAAAAGAAAACCAUCAGAUCCCUGGUGAUUGGCCUGGACAGCUCACUUGGAUGGAAAUCACAAAAUGUUAAAGCUGAAAGGAAAGAAAAAAGCCAUGCAAUGAACUAUUCUGAAACAGAAAGAAACCAGAUUGAAUUUCACCACCUUUUGGAGAGGUGCACUGGAAUUUUGAACUUACCUUCUGCUGCUCGGAGACUUUUCAAUGAAAAAGGGAAGGAAGUCUUUUCCCUGAAAGACCUACAGAGAGAUGAACUGGUAUAUGUUUCAUGUGGAGAACACUGGAUCAAUCCUGACCUCUCCAUUGCACAACAAAGGAAGCAAGUCUUCCGAAGGAGCCUCGAGUUUGACAUUUCCAAGAUUAAAACCUUUUGCAGCAUGCGCAAGGUGGAAGCUCUUGUUUUAGAAGUCCAAAGUGACCUUGUGUGUGGGGGCAAGCUUGCUGUGAAUAAACCUGUGGCAGAUUUUGAAGAGGAGAAGCAAGUGAAAGGACUAGAGGAGAGGCAGAUGGGAAAUGCUGCUUUAAUAACACGAGAUGAUCCCAGAGAGACUCUAGACUCUCACGCGAGAGCCCAUCUCCGCAUGGAAGCCUGUCGCAGGACACUCAAGUACGCUUGGCAGGACCCUUCAUACAACCUUGCUACUGAUGGCAGCCUUCCAAAGAAAGCAGAGAAAGAGCUCUUUGAACAUGUGCAGCCUCCAAAGAAACGAAGUCAUUUCCCAAAGCAUAGCAGAUCGUGGAAGCUAUGUCAUCAGGAGUUUGAAUACAGAGAUGAGCAAAUCAUCAGCCUCGCUGCUCCUCAGCUGGUCCUGGGAGUACAAGUCUCCAAACCACGUUCAGGCACAGAGGUCAUUUUGGUGGAAAAGAAAUCUGAUGAAAGUCGCCAACACUGGACACACAAGGCAGACAGCAGGACCUUUCACCUGGUGAGUAACCCAGACCUUGUACUGGCGGUGUCUAUGACCAAAGCUAAAAAUGAAGCCCUUGGCUAUCCAGUUAUCAUUCAGAAAUAUAAACCAUAUAGCAAUGGGGCUGCCAAUCAAAAGUGGGAUUACAUGGAAAAUAAGAGAGCAUUUAUAGCCUUUCACAGCACGGCCUUGGAUAAGGAAAUCACCGUGGCUAAUUUUUCUGGCCUUUGUACGUCAUCUGUCACUAAAGAAAACAUUGAUCAACCUGGAUACUGUUACAUUUCACCUGACGGAAAGAGAAAAAUCAUGCUCUGCCUGGCUUGCGGAAGGUCCAUGCGGGCCAAAAAGGAGCUGCAAGAGUUGUUUCCAAGGGCUCCAUUCUUCUGUGUUUCAGGCUCGAAGCAGAAGUUCUUGCCACGAGGGCCUUUCAAAGUCAUCAGUGUUGCCAAGGUUGAUUUAUCUUCUUCUGAAGCUGAAGACACUCUAAGAUAUUACGAGAAGUGUCUGUCAUCUUUACAGAUGAAGGCACAUGCAUGCAUCACAUCUCACAGUGGUGUGGUAGCUUCAUACCAGAAGGUGGUGAAAAUAAUGGCAUACAAAAAUGGGGAUGGAUAUCGGAAUGGAAAGUUAAUUGUGGCUGAGACAUUCCAUGGGCUUCUUGCAGAAUGCACAGAACGACUUCAACUCACCAGAGCAGCUUCCAAAAUCUACACAAGAGAUGGAACCGCCAUCUUCACCUUGCACGACUUGGUUCUGUGGGCUAUAGGUGAAAAACUUACCCAGAGACACCCUAAGGGGCAAGAGAAAAGCAUGGAGUCUGUUGGGACAGAAGACAUAGCUGUUCAAAAUGCAGAAGAAAACUCAAGAAUGAAAAUGGAGAGCAGAUUGGAUUUUGUGGAGAGGGUAGAUAAGUCCCUGCUUGUUCAUGUCCUCAAAAGCCCUGUUGCUGUUUGGGUGUCUUGUGGUGAGCUGUUUCUGCCUCUAAAUGCUCCAUGGAAAUCAGAAAAAUUAAAGAAACAAAACUGGCUGAAGAGGGACAAGAUUUUGGCUGAUUUGGACACCAUGAAACACAAGAUGCGACAGCUGAAAGGGCGGCGAGUAGCAGCGUGUCAACCAGCCACGAUGGUUCCCACCCAAAGUCCUCUGCAGCCAGUGGUGGUUGAAGGAGGAUGGACUGAGCAGACUCAAGAGGAAAUGAAGCUUAUGGAACUGAUAAGACAGACAGAGGCACACCUUUCUGAAAGCCAAGAACUGCAGUCCAGACGCUCUCUGAUCGAAGCACAAUGUAAAGCAGAGGGGCAGCACAGCCUGUACCAGGUUCCCCGAGUGAAACGAGUGUGGGCUUAUCAGAAUGGAGGCAGACCUGACGACGGCACUUAUGUCCAGGCCAGUGCUUUGUCAGAGUUGCUGGAUGAUUGCACUGCUCGUCUGAAAAUGUCCCGCCCAGCCAAAACGCUUUAUACCUCAAAUGGGGAACUCAUUCGGUCGUGGGAUGACAUAGAGAGGGGUAUGGCUGUCUGUGUGUCUGCAGGACAUGGCUUUAUAACCUCAAAAGAAAAAAAGCGAAUGUUGGAAGUGAAAGCAAAUUAUGUCAGGAUCCUAAGGCAGCAUGGCCCUGAGGCAACAGACAUUGUGGUGUCACCAUCCAGGAAGCUACUGUCUCUCCUGCAGCUUCCCAGCUGACUUCAACCAGAACCUCCUAGCUUGUGCUGGAUUUUACUCAUAGAGCUGCGUGUGCAUUCUCAUACGCUCCUGUCAUAUCCUAUGCCAUGAUAACUCUCUAUCCCUCUUAACUUGUACACAGUCUUGUACACUGCAUUGGGAUUUGAACCUAGCAGUUGACCAUAGAGUGAGCACUGUGCCUAUGAGCUGUGCCUCCAGCUCCCUCCUUUUAAAGAUUCUUAGUUUCCACAUUUUAUGUGAGGUAACAUUGGAUUCCUCAUGCGUGUUCCUGGAAAGGCAACAAAACCAGACAGAUAGUGCACGUAAGAAGAUCAUCUUAGGUGAACUUUCUUCAAGAAAAUAAAAGCAAAAACUUCUAGUUAUUGAAAAGUAACAUUUGAAGGGAUCAAGGAGCAUACAUGUGUGUGUGUGUGUGUGUGUGUGUGUGUGUGUGUGUGUGUGUCUGUGUGUGUGUGUGUAUAGAUAGGACAUUGAUAAUAAAAUGACUCUUUGGCCACCUAACCCUAAAUUUGACUCCAAGUGGCAUUUUUCUGGAUUCAUCACUCUGAUUUUUGAUCUUUUGUUAAGACCUCUCACAUACCCAAUAAAACUGGAAUGGCUGGCAGGUACUGAGUCCCACAGAAAUCUGUCUCUCAUUCUCUCCCAUUUCUCUUUAAUUUCAUAGGCCUCUCUUGAGGCACAGUUGGAUGUCGUUCAUGCGAAUGAAGGUGGGUAGUUAUAGUAAAUGACUGGCAAUAAGAUGUCAUAGACUACAUCCCCAAUACAAGAACAAAUGAUAUUAAUGCAAUAUCUCAAAGAAAAUUCACAUAAGGACGGGAGGUGUGAGUGUGUGUGUCACUUCUAUAGGACGGAAGGAAUUUCCCUGUUAAUUUGAUCCUAGGAAGAACAAAGAACAUGUAGGAAACAUGGCAAUGUGAGUGUCAGGCCUGAGGUUGGUUCUGUUGCGGUGGGAUGCUGCAGGGAAGCGCCCUCUAUUCACCACUCAACUCUUCCUCCUGAAAGUAAAUGGCAGCCUGGCUAGGUGUAUACAAAACAGCGGGAAGCAGGCUCCCACCCCAGUCCUCCACUUUAAUGAGUGCAGGAAGACAAUGUAUCAUUUCCACUGAAGGGAGCUCUUGGUAACCUCUGCAAAAGGCCUGGUAUUUAUUCCCACUCUGCAAAUCAGCAGGGCUGCUUGAAUAAAUCCCUGCUGCCUAGGACCCCAUGGCGGUGAAACCUCAUGUGUUAGAUGAACAGCUGUUGGCCCUUUUACAACAUUUGUUGGUGUGAUGUUACAGAAGCGAAAGUGGUCCAAGGUGCAGUGGCAGAAGAUUCCAUACUCCAAGACUCGCUUGCUUUUCUUCUUUUGUUAACAGAGGAAAUACAUAUUUUGAAAUAAACAGGAAAUGUUAAGGAACUUGCCUACAGUUGGAAAGUGAACCAUCAGGACUCCCAGCAACUAUUUUUUCCCUUGCAAUGAAAACACUUGAUCACAGUCCCAAUAAAGAAAAGAAACUUUUUUUUUCAAAAUUCUAUGAAAAUAAAUGCAUUUCUGUAGGUGCAGAAGCACCUAUCAUUUACUGCCAGGGAAAAGUUGCUUUGCUAUGAAAAUGGCAUCUUUCACCCUAGAUCAAAUGUGCAGAUUCCUUGUAAAGUACCCCCUGCUGCAUGGGAGCACUUCUGAAGCGA